Molecule: messenger RNA, 1182 nt
Organism: Chondrus crispus (carragheen)
Lineage: Eukaryota; Rhodophyta; Florideophyceae; Gigartinales; Gigartinaceae
Exons: 1
Coding region: 1-1182 (393 amino acids)
Biological process (GO): rRNA processing; ribosomal large subunit assembly
Cellular component (GO): preribosome, large subunit precursor
Molecular function (GO): rRNA binding
Source: RefSeq, a predicted model, not a curated record
AUGCCGCGCAAAGCCGGCGGCACGCGCCGCAAGCGGCGCACGCACUUGAAACCGACCUCGGCUGGCCAGUCAGCCGGCACGCCUUCGUCCGUGCCGCGGUCCUUCGUGCUGCGGCGCGGCGCGGUGCCAACGGGUAUCCGGGACCUCGUUCCGGACCUACGGCAGGCGCUGAUGCCGCACACGGCGGUGAACCUCCGCGAGCGCAAGUCGAACAACAUCCGGGACUACCUCUCCGUGGCGUCGCAGCUUGGGGUGUCGCACCUGUGGCUGCUCUCCGCGACCGCGCGUGCGCCGUACCUACGGAUCGCGACCGUGCCGCAGGGCCCGACGCUGACGUUCCGGAUCGUGAACUACUCGCUGUGCGCGCACGUGCGGGCGAUGCAGAGGCGGCCGCACGUGGCGCAGGCGCGCGACAUGGACGAGGCGCCCGUGCUGGUGAUGAACCGGUUCGGCGGCGGCGGCAAGGAGAGGCAGCUGGUGGCGGAGACGCUGCGGCAUUCGUUCCCGGCGCUGCAUGUGGGAGAGACGAAGCUGGCGGCGCUGAGGCGCGUGCUGCUCGUGGAUCGUGACGAGGAGAGCGGCGAGAUAAGGAUCAGGCACUACGCGCUCAAGGUGCACGCGGCUGGGUUGUCGAAGCCCGUACGAAAGCUGAUUACUAAGCGACGCGUGCCGAAGCUGGCUAGGCUCGCCGAUGUGGCGCAGCUAAUGGACGGGAGUGCGGCUGGUGUGCUGAGCUCGGAUAGUGAGGUGGAAGGGAUUGGGGAGGCUGGGCGAGUGACGCUGGGGCAGCAGGUCAAGCAUUUGAAGAAGGGGGCGAAUAGUACGGUUAAGUUGGUGGAGCUGGGGCCGAGGUUGACGUUGAAGUUGGUGAAGAUUCAGGGGGGUGUGUGCGAUGGGCCGGUGCUGUUUCAUGAGUUUGUGCGGAAGAGCGAGGGAGAGGUGGAAGAGGAUCGGAAGCGGAUUGAGAGCAAGGAGGCGCUGAAGAGGAAGAGGAGAGAAGAGCAAGGGAAGAAUGUAGAGAAGAAAAUGGAGGUGAAGAGGGCCAAGAAGGCGCGGCAUAAGAGGAACGUCGAGGCUAGGGUCAGGGCGGAGGCGGAGGCGGAGGCGGAGGCGGAGGCGGAGGAGAGAAAGGCGGCGGACGCUGGGGGGGAUGACGGCGAUGAUGAGGGAGGGGGAGGAUGA